AUGUCAUCAGAAUUUGUGGAGUCACAACAGCAACGUCAAACAUCAUCCGUUGGUCCUGAUGGCGAUUCACAGACCCAAGCCAGCGCGGACGCAAUUGCGACACCGGCCGCCGCGGACGACCUGGAGGCGGACGACAAAGAAGACGAUAUCAAGAAGGAGGAAGGGGAAUUCAGCCGAGAAGAGGAAAUUGAGAAGCUGAGGACGUCCGGUUCAAUGACCCAGAAUCCGGCUGAGAUUUCCCGCAUUAGAAACAUAUCAAAGGUUCAAUUUGGUCGGAACGAUCUCUUCCCCUGGUAUUUCUCUCCGUAUCCUGAAGUCUUCAGCCAAGAAGAUGUCAUUUUCAUAUGCGAGUUUUGUCUCAGCUACUACGGAGAUGAGGUAGCCUUCUUGCGACACCGGAAGAAGUGUACGUUGCAACAUCCUCCUGGAAAUGAGAUAUACCGCGAUGACUAUGUUUCAUUUUUUGAGAUUGACGGCCGCCGACAGCGGACUUGGUGCAGAAAUCUCUGUCUGUUGUCCAAGAUGUUUUUAGAUCACAAGACAUUGUAUUAUGACGUCGAUCCCUUUUUGUUCUAUGUGAUGGCUAGUCGAACCGACAAGGGCUGUCACAUUGUUGGGUAUUUUUCAAAGGAAAAAGAGAGCGCAGACGGAUAUAAUGUUGCGUGUAUCCUCACGUUACCUCAGUAUCAACGAAAAGGAUACGGCCGACUUUUGAUUCAAUUUUCAUACGAACUCUCUAGGAUCGAAGGGAAGCUAGGAUCACCUGAGAAACCACUUUCUGACUUAGGUUUACUGAGCUACCGCCAGUAUUGGUCAGAAAAUAUCCUCGAUCUAUUAAUGGGGUAUAAUGAGAGAGACGACAAGGUCACGAUUGAAGCUAUAUCCUCUGCUCUCGCAAUGACCACUCAAGAUGUGGAACAUACACUUCAAGCUAUGAAAAUGCAGGUCUACCAUAAGAGUGAUCAUAAGAUUGUUAUACCAGAUAAUCUCAUCCAACAGAGAGAGAAGCAGAAGCUGAAAGUGAGACGAGUGCUUGAACCUGGGCGGAUACAGUGGAAGCCACCAAUUUUCACAGCGUCAAGUCGGACGUGGGGUUGGUGA
This is a messenger RNA of Pochonia chlamydosporia 170, 1101 nucleotides long. Its product is annotated as histone acetyltransferase esa-1. Gene Ontology annotation, molecular function: histone acetyltransferase activity. NCBI's taxonomy places the organism in Eukaryota, Fungi, Ascomycota, Sordariomycetes, Hypocreales, Clavicipitaceae. Gene Ontology annotation, biological process: regulation of DNA-templated transcription. The transcript has a single exon. The record is from RefSeq and is a predicted model, not a curated record. The coding region runs from base 1 to 1101 and encodes 366 amino acids.